Molecule: messenger RNA, 2560 nt
Organism: Danio aesculapii
Lineage: Eukaryota; Metazoa; Chordata; Actinopteri; Cypriniformes; Danionidae
Gene: csrnp1a
Product: cysteine-serine-rich nuclear protein 1a
Biological process (GO): regulation of transcription by RNA polymerase II
Cellular component (GO): nucleus
Molecular function (GO): sequence-specific DNA binding; DNA-binding transcription factor activity, RNA polymerase II-specific
Source: RefSeq, a predicted model, not a curated record
CGCGCUGAGCGUCAUGACUGCUGUUUUUGUCCUCGUAUUACUGUGAACGUCAAACAGUGUGGGGGGAGUUUUCCACUGACGAGCACAACUCAACAACAGCUGAUCCCACUGUACUCUACGUGCAUCGACGACUAGAAAGGGUCUUAACUUUUCAAGCGUCCUAUGGUGGUCUCUUCCACUCAUGAUAUACAGAUACACAAUUGCUGGAUCACCAUGACUACAUCGCAGCGGGGUUUGAAGAGAAAAUAUGGUUUUCCAGAUGAGGAUGCGGUUUACUCUUCCUCGUCCCCCUCUUCACACUCUGAAUGGGACUCUGAUGAAGACAGUCCACAAAGUGACAGCCUGGACUCCGGGCCUGUUGGCUCUUUCUCUUCGAACCAUCACAUGCCAAUUUCAUCCAUCCUGAAGAAGACGAAAGCCACUCAAUCCAAAGGCAGUGUUCGGUUUGGUUCGGUUACAGUGUUCCUCUUCCAGCGCUGUCAAGGUUUCAGCAGUGUGCCCAGUCAUGGUGGCUGCACACUGGGCAUGGUUAGAUGGCACACCGCUCGUCAGCAGUUCACCCUAGUAGAGCACGCAGAGGAACAACAGCGCCUGAGACUGAUGAGACUUCGUGAGAGACACCAAGAGGAGAAGCUGGAGGCUUUGAGACAGAAGUUGAUCAACAGUGGGACUCUCACAGUGACCGAAGCAGCCAGACUGACAGUGAAUGACGUCCCGGAUGAGGAUGGCGAUCUCAGUAGUGCACAACUGAAGGACAUGGGUUCCCUUCGCCCCUACUCUUCCAAACGGAGACGUGCGAUGUUGAGAGCCACAGGGGUGUUGCGCAUCGACCGGGAGGAGAAGAGGCAGUUGAAGGAUCUGCGGCGCUGGAGGGAAGACUGCGGAUGCCACUGCAAGGGCUUCUGUGAGCCCGAAACCUGCUCCUGCAGUCAGGCUGGCAUCAAGUGCCAAAUGGAUCGUUCCAACUUUCCCUGUGGAUGCUCAAAGGAAUGCUGUGGGAAUCCCGCAGGCCGUAUUGAGUUCAACUCUAGUCGCGUACGGAGCCACUACAUCCACACACACAUGAAGCUGGAGCUGGAAAAGAGGCUCGAUGACACCCAACAGCAAUCCACACAGAGAAACAAAUCCAUCCCAAAUCCUGUAGAAAGCAUCUCUCCGCCAUUCAGACAAGCGGAAAACAGCUGGAGCAGCGAUACCUCCUGCUCAUCCUCUCUCAGUCUGGACUCAGAAACAGAUGCAAGUCCUUCCUCAGAGGACAUGGAGGACACUAGACUUACUCACAUACUCAGCUUCUCAGAUUCAGAUGCAGACCAGUGUCCUUACAUUAAAGACUACGAUCUGUCCAAAGAAGCUGCUCGGUUCGCAUCCACAAAUGAUAACGAACAAUCAAAAACCAAACCCCAACUAGAGUAUUUAGAUGAAAAUGCCAACCAGGUCAAAUGUGUAAACAAUUCUUUUUUUGAUAUCCCUAAUACGCCUUCUGCAUCUCCAGAUCACACUGUGAAUGGUUACAUGGACCUCAGUCUGUCUUCGGAUUCUGACUUGAUGUUUUUUGACACGUUUCAUGAGUUUAAUUAUUUUAAAACAUACGGUCAUUUGGACUACAUCUCACAUCUGCAGUUUCCUCGCUGUCCCAGUCCUGCUCAAACAGAGGAUUCGGGAAUCAGCCUUCUGGAGUCUCUUGUAGGAAUUUCAUAAUAUUUUUUUACUGUGGAUUUUACUGAACCUUUAAAGACAAAUGUUUUAUUCUCAUUUAGUUUGAGAGGAAAAGCGUGAAUAUUUUCAGAAUUUAAGGAUAUUCCUUGGAAAUGUAUUUUAGGAUGUUGGUGUGAGUUUGUGAUCAUAUUGUAAAUACUGUUAAAACCACUCUGCAUGAUGUAUUAUGAGUUGUGUGCAGGUUUUCAUUUUGUUGCCAAACUUUUUUACAUUUGUACAAUGAUUUCAGGUCAAUUUUUUUAUUUAUUCUUUAUAAACUAAAGCCUUUAUUGUCUUUUUUUCUUUAAAUAAGAUUCUAAUUAAUCCCAUUGCAGUAAGUAGUUUUACUGGUUAAUGUUUACUGAAAAAAAUGUAUUCAUAUUUAUUUCUCAAAUAUGUUUUAACAGAUCGUGUAUGUAAUGUGACCAUCUUUUUUUUCAUAGUGCAGUUAACUUUCUUAAUGUUUCACUAACUGUUAUAAAAACAAUAGAAACCAUCAAAGAACAAUUUAUUGAACAAUUACAAUUUAUUUAUUAUGGUUAUAUGGGGGCAGCAUGGUGGCUCAGUGGUUAGCACUUUCACCUCACAGUGAGAAGGUCGCUGGUGCGGAUCCCGGCUGGGCCAGUUGGUAUUUCUGUGUGGAGUUUGCAUGUUCUCCCUGUGUUGGUUUCCUCCAGUUUCCCCCGCAGUCCAAAGACAUGCGGUACAGGUGAAAUGAAUAAAUUAUAUUGGCGAUAGUGUAUGAGUGUGUAUAGGUGUUUUCCAAUACUGGGUUGUGGUUGGAAGCUGUGUAAAACAUUUGCUGGAAUAGUUGGCGGUUCAUUCUGUUGUGGCGACCUCUGAAAUAGACUAAGCCGAAGAAAAA